AUGAAUACACUAGAGAAGGAAAUAUUCACACUUAUUAAUAAUCACCGUCAACAGCAUGGCUUACCAGCACUUCAACCGUCUGUUAAUCUUGCCUAUGUUGCUCAUACACAUGCCAUGGAUGUUGUUGAAAAUAAUCCCGAUGUUAACGGUGGUAAUAUGCAUAGUUGGAGUGAUAAAGGAAAAUGGAAACCGGUUACAUACACAUCUGAUCAUAGGUAUGCUUCAUUAAUGUGGAGUAAACCAUCAGAAAUAAGCAAUUAUAAAUUCAAUGGGUUUGAAAUAUCAUUUGGUUAUGAGAAGAAUGUAAGAAAAACAAUGACAUUGGAUCCAAAUAGAGUUGUCGAAAGUUGGAAAAAUAGUCCAGGACAUAAUGAUGUGAUGGUUCAAGGCGGUGGUUUCAGCCAUAUGCCAAUGAAAGCGAUGGGUGCUGGUGUUUAUAGAGGAUACGCAUGUGUAUGGUUUGGCCAUGAACUCGAUACAUACUCAGCUCCCAACGGAGCACCAAAUGGUAAUGAUCCAACUGAAUUUUCGGGUACCUACCAACUUCUUAAUGUUCAGUCGAACAAAGUUCUCGAUAUCCAUGGUAAAGGUACAGAUGAUGGCACCAAUGUUCAAAUCUUUAAGAAUCAUGGCGCCGAGAAUCAAAUUUGGGUCAUCAAAGCAAAUCAUGACGGUACCGUCAAACUGAUUAAUCCACACAGUGGAAAGGUUUUGGAUGUGUCCGGAAGUGGUACUUCCGAUGGUACUAAUGUCCAAAUCUUUACAGACAAUGGAUCAAAUGCACAAAAGUGGCAUGUUCAAGGUGUUGAGGGUGGAAAAUAUAAAUUGAUUAACGUAGGAUCUAGCAAGGCUCUAGAUGUGACAGGUAGUGGAACGUCAGAUGGUACAAAUGUUCAAAUGUGGUCGGACAAUGGUACGCCAGCACAACAGUGGCAAUUGAUUCGGUACAGUAGUCAAAGUAAUGAUCCAACUGAAUUUUCGGGUACCUACCAACUUCUUAAUGUUCAGUCGAACAAAGUUCUCGAUAUCCAUGGUAAAGGUACAGAUGAUGGCACCAAUGUUCAAAUCUUUAAGAAUCAUGGCGCCGAGAAUCAAAUUUGGGUCAUCAAAGCAAAUCAUGACGGUACCGUCAAACUGAUUAAUCCACACAGUGGAAAGGUUUUGGAUGUGUCCGGAAGUGGUACUUCCGAUGGUACUAAUGUCCAAAUCUUUACAGACAAUGGAUCAAAUGCACAAAAGUGGCAUGUUCAAGGUGUUGAGGGUGGAAAAUAUAAAUUGAUUAACGUAGGAUCUAGCAAGGCUCUAGAUGUGACAGGUAGUGGAACGUCAGAUGGUACAAAUGUUCAAAUGUGGUCGGACAAUGGUACGCCAGCGCAACAGUGGCAAUUGAUUCGGUACAGUAGUCAAAGCUAG
Molecule: messenger RNA, 1413 nt
Organism: Rotaria socialis
Lineage: Eukaryota; Metazoa; Rotifera; Eurotatoria; Philodinida; Philodinidae
Source: the annotation of a GenBank genome assembly